GCGCGUCACGAGGCUGAAAAGUGUCAGCAGAAACAGCGCGAAAGUUUGCGUCGGCGGAGCAACAAUGCUUUUGAAAAAAAGCCUGUUUGUUUCUUCUUGUGUUCCACAGUAUGUAGGAGCCGCCGUGUGCUGCGGUGCAUGUGUGUGAAACAUAAACAUUACCGGCCACAGCGCUGACUUGUGAAGAUGCUGGAAUUAGGAGCGAUGUUGUAAAGACCUAUUAGCAAUGGACAGUCCAUGUUCUGUGAACCGACGGCAGGCAUGGGCUCAGUGCAGCCGCCACUGGCUCACAGUGGAAGAUACUGACCUGCAUGCAUCUGCAUCCAGCAACGCACCUACAACUGCAGCUACACAGCUUUCUCUUCAGGAUAAAAUCUUUCCCGAUGGAUGCUCUACAGGAAAGAUUGAAACCUGGCUCCAAGGCUGUGGUAAUGAAGCCAGUCAAGAGAACCCAAGUCAACUCACUCUGGAAUCUUUGUUGAAGACUGCUAACAGUUUUGAGGAUGACCUAAGCCUUGGGGCUGAAGCUACAGGACUAGAAGAUGGAUUGCAUGAGGAAGAGUUUGGGCACUGUCCAUUGCUCCUGCCUCCUCCUAAAUCACGUCGCAAAGAUUUGCACACAAGCAGCACUCCUCAGCAGAGGCUUAAUCUGCCAUUUAGAAACAUGGGCCAUAGUAUGGCAUCGAGUAUCUUCUCAUCCACCACCAGUAAGACUGCUUCCAGUGUGUCUGAGGUCCUGCAGAUGUGUGCUGAGGAUGCAGAGGAGACUCUGUACCAGUUAGGAUUUGGUUGUGAGGAGCCACAAGUAACAGCUCGGAUUCCAGCUCGUUUCUUCACCUUCCCUUCACAGCUCAGAGGCAUCAACUUCCGCCUGUUCCUUGAGUCACAGCUCCGCCGCAUUCGUGAAGAAGACCCCAGCCUCUCACUAGCAAGUCGUUUCCGUCAGGUGGAGGUAUUAACAGCCAUGGCCAAUGCUUUCUAUUCUCUCUACUCCCACGUAUCUCGGACACCACUUCAGAAGCUGGCACCCCCCGAAUUCAGCUUUUCAUCACCCACUGUGGAGCGGAGCAUUGGCCAACGCUUUUUUGGCAACGUCCGCACUGAACCACGGUCUCCAGUGGAGCGUCUCAAAGACACUGUAUCCAAGAUGUGCUUAUACACACGUGGAUCGGACUCUGCCUCUCCAAACUGUUCUCCUCGCAAGAGGAACAGCCUGCCGGAUGUCGUUGAAAUGAUAGUGGGGAAUGUGAAGGGUGAAGGAGGCCAUGGCCAGAGUACAGGAAUGUGGAUACAGGAGCAAGCAGGUUAUGGAGGCAUAACUCAUAAAGUGAAAGACGAAAAGGCUCUACAGCAUGCUGAAGUGAAGGCUGCUGAAAACACAAAUGACCAUGAGAAAACUACAAGUGCACACAAGCAGAGGAUCCAGCGGUGGUCACAAUCAGGGCAGAGAGAAAGUCCUAGAGCAAAGGGCUCCCUGUUUAAGUCACGCCAUGCAUCUCUGGAAUCUCGGCAUACUCAGCUUUCACAGGAUACAGACUUGGGUGAAGGAUCCUCCAAUUCCUCUUUGCUUCUUGACUCCUCAAAAUAUUCUGCUGAUACUAAUGCACUAGCUCCCAUUAAUACUUAUGAUACAGUUUCCUCUCAUGUAGUGGAGCAUGUGCAUAAAGCACCAUAUUGGUGUCCAGAGAUGCAUAGUGUAUCAGCAAUGGGCUUAUCAAACCCUGGUCAUAUGCACAGGCCAGACCCAUGUCCUAAGACACUUGAAGUAGAACAGAAGCCAAGCAUCACUGAUACAAAAUCAGCAGCAGCAGCACAGAACAAAGAUGAUCUUAUGGAAAUACCAGUAACUUCAAAGAUUUCACAAGAUGAUCAUGUGUCCCUCCACACAAGCAUCAAACAAGAAUCAUUAUGUCAGAUUAUGGUUACUGGAUGGGAGGAUGAUGACCCCAUCCUCCACAAGGCCUCAUUUGAGGACUGUACUAAUUUCAUGAACCCUGGUAGCACUGUGCAGAUGCAUUCAUCCCAAUCAGACCAGCAGAAGUACCUGAGUCCCAGCAACCCCUCAACUAGCCAGAUCAACUGCCAACUCAAACAAGCCAACUCCUUUGAGUUGGAAGAGGUGCAGAGUGUGGGAGAGGAGGAGAACACGUCAGUGGAGCAAUGUAGUGUAUACACACUUUCAGUUACAGCAUCUGCGCAUCAGAAAUGUUCACCCUUGAGAGGGGACAGUUUCCAGUCAGACAGCAGUGGCUAUGCUGAAGAGGACAUGCAGAAUUUGCUCCCAUCCAUGAAUAGAUAAUCUGAAGAUCAAAACCCACAUUUCACACAUCCAUAAUGAUCUAUUUUGGGGUUUUGCUUCUUUUAGAAAAUACAGAGGAGCUUUCUUAUACAGUCAUAAAAAGACAUGUUUUGCUUCUGAGAAGUUGAAAAGCAUUACAACUGCAGCAGAAGGCAUAACUUUUCUACUUUGUGUGUGUUUGUGUGUUAGGGUGCAUCAGUUGCCCUCACUUUCAUAAAAUCUGAUGCAUUUUUGUUUGGGUGUUCCUUUUCACCAAUAAAGACAUCCUGUAAAAUUUUUUGACCAUAUUCAAAAGUCUAAUGGUGGCACCAUGAGGUUCAUUUUUUGCCAAAAAACGCUUAUUUUAUGUUUUCGCGCAGGUUUGAAUCACAAUGUUGGACUCCAUUUAUUGAUUUCUUGUGACCCAGAGAUCAUGUUAAGAACCUUUGCAAGGGAUUGAGAAGCAUUAAUGUGAUUCAGAAUACAUUUGUAUUGUUUAAAAGUAGUUGAACAAUGAUUCAGUGAACAGCUAAAACUCAAACUGUGCUUGAUAUUUAGAAUAUGUACUAAAAAUGUGUAUCUAAGAUAUUUGGUAUACUCUAUAAGGUGCCAUAAUGUUUCAUGAAAAGUGAUCGAAAUUUUGUCAUAAAAUAGCAGCUUUUUCCAUAACUUUGAGCUCCUGGUGCCACCAUUAAACUUUUGAAUUUUGUCAAAAUAUUUCACCCAGUGUACUUUCUUACCAAAAGGAACAUAAAAACAAAAAUGUAUCAUGAUCGGAGGAACUUUUCAUUUUUAGGGGGCAACUGAUGCACCCUAGCGUGUGUAGGUUAAUUCAUCACUUGUCUGUGAUAAUCACUUCGCUGCGUGAUAAACAGUGCUCAACAUUUGGCAUUUGAAUGUAUUGCAAUUAAGCAGUACUAACAUGUUUUGAAUAUUUAUUUUUUAUUUAUUUUACUGUCUUAUGAUAAAGUGUUUAUUUGCACAUCUAUGCUACUAUCGAUUGAGUGGAAUAGCAAAUACAAGUGCUUUAUUUCAGGCUUUGUGGUCUGGCUGUACAACAUGAAAACAAAUCCACACAGAAUUAAAUUAGAUUUUAUUAUUAGUUUAAUGACUGAUGUCUCAAACUGAUCAAAUGAAUUUUCUGUACAUUCUUGCUCAGAACUGCAUAACCAUCCAGUUCCACAUGGGCUAAAAACUUUACCUCACAAUGUACUAACUCUAAUCUUGCCCCCAAAAUAAAAUGCUAAUAUUUUAAUAA
Neoarius graeffei (lesser salmon catfish) is the source of this 3536-nucleotide messenger RNA. RefSeq names its product thymocyte expressed, positive selection associated 1 (gene tespa1). The record is from RefSeq and is a predicted model, not a curated record. NCBI's taxonomy places the organism in Eukaryota, Metazoa, Chordata, Actinopteri, Siluriformes, Ariidae. Gene Ontology annotation, molecular function: signaling receptor binding. The coding region runs from base 227 to 2299 and encodes 690 amino acids. The transcript is spliced from 12 exons.